UAUAUUGUUUAUGUAAUUAGUCUUUGAAGAAAUUUACCCAAAAAAGUCAAUGCUUGUGUCUGCAUUCAUGGCGUCGAUGCCGAGGAGCAAACAUCUUCUCCUGAUCUGUUACGUUUCUCUGCUUCUUUGCUUUGUAUCACUGUCGUCUUCAUCAUCUGAUCUCUCUGGUGCAUCUCUACCAUCUUCGUCGAAAGUCUCGCUGAGCCUGUACUAUGAGUCUCUCUGUCCAACCUGUUCUUCAUUCAUAGUUGACCACCUCGUGAAGCUCUUUGAUGACGAUCUCAUAUCCAUCGUUGAUCUCCAUCUAUCUCCCUGGGGCAACACCUACCUCCGCCCCGACAAUGUCACUGCCCUUUGCCAGCACGGGGCAGUUGAAUGUUUCUUGGAUACGGUGGAAGCGUGUGCCAUUGAUUCUUGGCCGAAACUGAGCGAUCAUUUCCCUUUCAUCUACUGUGUUGAGAGUUUGGUGACAGAACACAAGUACGAUAAGUGGGAGACUUGUUAUGAGAAGCUCAAUCUGAGCUCAAAGCCUGUUGCUGAUUGCCUCAGCAGUGGACGUGGACAAAAACUUGAGUUGAAGUAUGCUGCAGAAACGAGUGCACUUCAGCCGCCUCAUGAAUAUGUGCCAUGGGUAGUCGUGGAUGGUCAGCCACUUUAUGAGGAUUAUGAAAAUUUCAUAAGCUACAUCUGCAAGGCAUACAAAGGUAAUAAAGUGCCUGGAGCUUGUGCCAAGUAUUCAUCAUACAACUUCAUUGGCAGUGUGAAAGUGAAUCGCUUCCCUCUGGUUUGCAUGAAAGGAGUCAAUACGAUGUGGGAUUUGUUGGAACGUAUCAAAACCUCUUUAUCCUCGUACGUCAACAUCAGAGGCCUGCUAUAAACAGUUAAACUAAACACCUUCACUUUCUGUUGUGUUAUGUAACAUGAUACCCUAAAAUGUGAUAGAUCCCAGUUACUCAGGACAAUCAAAUGUUGAUCAAACUCUCUCCUCUCUCAUUUGGCUUUUCUGAAACUUACACCACAAGUUCCAACAAUGUAUACUUGGGUUGGGUUUAGACCAAUGACUCAUUAUCCG
Messenger RNA from Raphanus sativus (radish), 1072 nucleotides. Its product is annotated as gamma-interferon-responsive lysosomal thiol protein-like. Bases 50 to 877 code for a protein of 275 amino acids. Lineage: Eukaryota; Viridiplantae; Streptophyta; Magnoliopsida; Brassicales; Brassicaceae. Gene Ontology annotation, molecular function: oxidoreductase activity, acting on a sulfur group of donors, disulfide as acceptor. The transcript is spliced from 5 exons. The record is from RefSeq and is a predicted model, not a curated record.